CGCAGAAGCGCCUCCCGGGCUUUUAACUUCGGGUAUCAAGAGUUUCUUUCCGGAGCAAGGACCCCUAAGACGGAAGAGGAUGGCCGCGGCGGCUCUGAGGAGAUUUUGGUCCCGGCGCCGCGCAGAGGCGGGCGACGCUGCAGCGGCGAAGCCGGGAGUGUGGGCGCGGCUGGGGUCCUGGGCCCGCGCGCUGCUCCGGGACUACGCCGAGGCCUGCAGGGACGCGGCGGCGGAGGCUAGUGCCCGGCCGGGGCGCGCGGCCGUGUAUGUGGGGCUGCUGGGCGGCGCGGCGGCCUGCUUCACGCUGGCGCCUAGCGAGGGUGCUUUCGAGGAGGCGCUGCUGGAGGCGUCGGGGACCCUCCUGCUGCUGGCGCCGGCCACCCGCAACCGCGAGUCCGAAGCCUUCGUGCAGCGGCUGCUCUGGCUGCGGGGCCGUGGCCGCCUGCGCCACGUCAACCUAGGGCUCUGCUCCCUGGUGUACGAGGCGCCCUUCGACGCCCAGGCCAGCCUCUACCAGGCGCGCUGCCGCUACCUGCAGCCCCGCUGGACCGAUUUCCCCGGCCGGGUCCUGGACGUGGGCUUCGUGGGUCGCUGGUGGGUGCUGGGGGCCCGGAUGCGCGACUGCGACAUCAACGACGACGAAUUCCUGCACCUGCCGGCGCAUUUGCGGGUGGUCGGGCCCCAGCAGCUGCAUUCCGAGACCAACGAGCGGCUCUUCGAUGAGAAGUACAAGCCUGUCGUGCUCACCGACGAUCAGGUGGACCAGGCGCUGUGGGAGGAGCAGGUCUUGCAGAAGGAAAAAAAGGACAGGCUCGCCCUGAGCCAGGCCCACUCGCUGGUGCAGGCGGAGGCCCCGAGAUGAAACCCGGAGGCCCCCGAGUCCUGGCAAACUGCUUGCCUGGGGUAGUGCAGCUGUGAGUGUGCCUCACCUGCAGAACAACUGAGACAGAUGAUGUGCAAAGUGUUUUCUCACUGGUUUUGCGCAAGUUUGGGGAGCCUUUCUGCCCCCCGUCUUUGUUCUUUAUUAGCUGAAGCUAAUUCCGAGCCACCUUGGUCCAGGAGUUGGGACAGCAGAACGACUUGACACAUGUUCAUCACUGGCAGAGCUGGUCAUGAGCCUUUUAUAUAAGCCUUUUUCAUUGGGCCUCAGAGGCCCUCCUUAAGGAG
Molecule: messenger RNA, 1167 nt
Organism: Macaca mulatta (Rhesus monkey)
Lineage: Eukaryota; Metazoa; Chordata; Mammalia; Primates; Cercopithecidae
Gene: TIMM29
Product: translocase of inner mitochondrial membrane 29
Biological process (GO): protein insertion into mitochondrial inner membrane
Cellular component (GO): TIM22 mitochondrial import inner membrane insertion complex
Source: RefSeq, marked provisional